Medioppia subpectinata is the source of this 930-nucleotide messenger RNA. The record is from the annotation of a GenBank genome assembly. NCBI's taxonomy places the organism in Eukaryota, Metazoa, Arthropoda, Arachnida, Sarcoptiformes, Oppiidae.
GAAUACUAUUUUAGCAGCGAAUUGAAUAUAAUACUGAGGAUAUCGAUUAUAUUCACGUUUAAAAACAUAUUAAUCAAUGGCCAGAUCUUUGUGUCGGAUCUGUCGGAACCAAAUGCGGUGACAUAUCUGCCACUGGAGUCGAGGGACAGUAGCGGACACCACAAGUCCUCGGAAUGCGCUCUCAUAUUGCAGAGGACUUACGUGAACGGCAAACGUUACAAAUCUCACGCUCCUCUCUAUGGAGGCUUCUUUGAUAUGAUCAAAGGCGAGGGUAAUGAAGUGGACGACGGAGACUAUGGGGACAACCAGUACCAGGAGGUGUGCAUUCGGUAUAUAGACGUGAACCGAGCCGUUAAGGAGGCGAUGCAUACGUUGCGAUACAAGCGGCCAAACGGUAUCGACAGUCUGGAGCCGCCGCCAGAUAUGAUUGGAGAGACGUCCGAAGUGGCGCUCGAGACCACACGUCUUCUCACAUACCAAUUUGAGUUAUCGCACGACGAGAUACUGAACGGAUUGCCACUAAUAGACAUGUCUCGGACAGUGUAUUGGGAUCACUGCCCGAUGCACGUCAAGCCAAUCCCGUGCUCUGUCGACCGGUACCGCACUUAUACCGCUCAUUGCAAUAACCUUAAGAACCCGAGUUGGGGCGCAUCCCACACACCAUUCGUCCGAUACCUGCCGCCCGUCUACUCAGAUGGCAUUCAGGGCGAACGGGUGAGCGUCGUUAAAGGGGCCAAAUUGCCAAACCCUCGCUUAGUUACGUCUAUAGUUCAUAGAGAUUUUGACCACCCGUCCAAUGAAUUGACCAUUCUCAUUAUGAGUUGGGGUCAGUUCAUUGACCACGAUGUCGCACUCGCAGCACCGCCUAGAAGUAAGUACAUACCAGCAAUGCUCAAUGAGUUAAUGCCCAUUAGCUAUAAUGCAAACCUA